GGAGCCACCCAGUUCCCACAAAGUCGGACAUUUAGCUGCCACAGCAGGCAUGACCUGGCGCUCAUGCCCUUGAGGGGCCAGCCGAGAGGCGGCAGAAUGGAGAUCUGGAAAGGGCACGGCCGUCCAGGUUGACUUCAGCCUGCUAUGGGGAUUGAACAUCAUUCCCUUCUCCAGAAAGCAAGGUGUUUUCAUCGUUUUUCUUUCCACCCCCUUCCCUGGAUGUCUAAGGCCAAGCGUUCUUCUCUCUUCUCCAGCUCAGAGGCUGAGAAUGGUGUGGAGGAGAAAAAGAAGAUCUGUAAGUCGCCAGCAAUCCAGUCCCCAACCCCGUCCAGCGAGGCCGAGUCCCCAGACCAGAAGAGAAUCCUUUCCUUGUGGUCAAAAUCCAGUUUUGAUGGUGCCUCUUUAGCAAGUGAUAAGAAUGACUGUAAAACAGAAAGCAAAAAUGAAUCUAAGAUGGACAGGAAAAAGUAUUCGUCUUCCAGCCAGUACAAGGCGAAUAUGCACUUCCACAAGUUGUUCCUUGAUGUCCCAACUGAGGAACCACUGAGGCAAAGUUUUACCUGUGCUCUCCAGAAAGAGAUACUAUACCAGGGGAAGCUCUUUGUAUCAGAAAACUGGAUUUGUUUCCAUUCCAAGGUCUUUGGAAAAGACACUAAGAUCUCUAUUCCGGCAUUCUCAGUCACCCUAAUAAAGAAAACCAAAACUGCCCUCCUGGUGCCAAAUGCCCUGAUUAUAGCAACAGUCACAGACCGGUACAUAUUUGUCUCCCUACUCUCCAGAGAUUCUACUUACAAGCUACUAAAAUCUGUGUGUGGACACUUAGAAAACACGAGCGUCGGGAACAGUCCCAACCCGUCUUCUCUUGAAAACAGUUUCCGGGCAGACCGCCCUUCAUCUCUGCCUCUGGUGAGUUGCCUCCGUAACUAUCUAAAUCCAACAGAAAGGGCAUGUGUCCCACAAUGACACUUCUCCUUACACCAGGAUCAGGGGAUGGAAGGAGUGUAGACCUUAAUAUCUGAGGGAAAAUGUGAAGACACAGGGCAUUUCUGUGCUGAAGUAAAGGGGGGCCAUAGGAGGCUAUAAACUUUUUUCAAGUAACUAAAGAGCCAUCCUACGAAGGAAACAGGAUAAUGGACUGUCUGGGCGAGUGAGUGGUCGGUGGAGGUGUUUGUAAAAUCUUGCGGUCUUUGCUUGUCAGUGUUGUUUUAGAGGGAUUCACCAGUCUCUUAGGGUAGGG
Leptonychotes weddellii (Weddell seal) is the source of this 1237-nucleotide messenger RNA. NCBI's taxonomy places the organism in Eukaryota, Metazoa, Chordata, Mammalia, Carnivora, Phocidae. The record is from RefSeq and is a predicted model, not a curated record.